Messenger RNA from Scomber japonicus (chub mackerel), 1818 nucleotides. RefSeq names its product zinc finger BED domain-containing protein 5-like. NCBI's taxonomy places the organism in Eukaryota, Metazoa, Chordata, Actinopteri, Scombriformes, Scombridae. Bases 1 to 1818 code for a protein of 605 amino acids. The record is from RefSeq and is a predicted model, not a curated record. The transcript has a single exon.
AUGAAAAGGACGGCGGAGAGAAACAGAGAUAAUGACACAAACGAAAGUCACCCGAAAGCUAAGACGAGGAAAUACGACGAAGCGUAUGUAGCACUUGGCUUCACUGUGACUACGGUGGGAAACGAGGAAAGACCGGUGUGUUUACUGUGUCUUAAAAUCUUGGCAGCGGACAGCUUGAAGCCAAACAAAUUAAGGCGUCACUUAAACACAUUACACCCCAAUCAGGCUGAUAAGCCGCUUGAGUUUUUUCAGCGAAAACGUGCUGAAUAUUGCCAACAGUCAUCCAACUUUGUGAAGGCAACUUCUGUAAACCAGCGAGCACUGUUAGCAUCAUAUAAGGUAGCGUACCAAAUUGCUCGGUGCAAAAAGCCCCACACUAUAGGAGAGGAGCUGAUACUGCCUGCAGCAUUAGACAUGGUGUCUGUCAUGCUGGAUGACGCAAGUGCUGCAAAAUUAAAAACUAUCCCUCUGUCCAAUGACACUGUCGCCAGACGCAUAAAUGACAUUGCUAACGAUCUUCAAGAUCAGCUGGUAGAAAACCUGAAAGACAAACGUUUUGCCUUACAAUUUGAUGAAGCAACUGACAGCAACAAAGACUGUUUGUUUAUUGCAUAUGUGCGUUUUGAUAUGACAAACUCUCUGUGUGAGGAUCUACUUUUCUGUAAAUAUGUCAGAGACAGAGCCACGGCUGAAGAGCUAUUCAAAAUGCUGGACUGCUUUCUGACUGAGAAUGGGCUGAAGUGGGAGAACUGCAUUGGUGUUUGCAGUGAUGGCGCACAGACCAUGGCAGGGGUGAGAAAAGGACUUCGGACACUCAUCAAGAAGGCCUCACCUAAUGCUGAGUGGACACACUGUGUUUUACACAGAGAAGCACUGGCGUCAAGGCACCUUUCCUCUGAAUUAAGUGAGGUUAUGACUGACAUUUUAGGUGUAGUCAAUUUUAUAAAGACCAGACCACUAAAAACAAGAGUCUUCUCUGCUAUCUGUGAGGAGAUGGGAGCUGAACAUGAAGCUGUGCUCUUUCACAGUGAAGCAAGAUGGCUGUCGCGAGGCAAAGUCUUCUCCCGAGUUUUUGAGCUCAGAGAGCAGAUAAAAAUGUUUUUGGAGCAGGAGCAGAAGUAUGAAACCGCAGCAAAAUUUAGUGAUGAGAACUUCCUGGUGAGACUGGCCUACCUGAGUGACAUAUUUGGAAAGCUAAAUGAACUAAAUCUGCAGCUUCAAGGGAAAGAUAAACACCUCCCUCAGGUCACAGACAAGAUCAGCUCUUUCACUCGAAAGCUAGCAAUGUGGGGCAGACGACUCGAAGAAGGAAAUACUGAUUCAUUCGAGAACCUGCAGGAGUUUGUUAACACCACUGACUGUGAUGCCACCUCAGUGAUUCCAUGUAUCCAGCAGCAUAUCUCAUCACUGAUGGGAUUCUUUAAAAAGUACUUCCCUGAAAACAGUUCCCAGUAUGACUGGGUGAGAGAACCUUUCAAUGCAUCAGCUCCAACUGGUUUCAGCUCUGCAGAGGAGGACCAGUUCAUUGACAUGACAUCUGACUCCACACUGAGACUGAGCUUCCCAGCACAGACACUCAGUGAGUUCUGGCUGAGUGUAGAGAGGCAGUAUCCACUCCUAGGACAGAGGGCCAUGGGUAUUCUUCUGCCUUUUGCAACCUCUUAUCUUUGUGAGACUGGCUUCUCUGCUGUUGCUGCACUGAAGACCAAGUACAGGUCCCAGCUAGACAUUGAGCAGGAGCUGAGAGUUGCAGUAUCAUGCUUCAAACCCCGCUUCGAAAAGCUGUGCACUGCAAAACGUGCUCAUUGUAGCCAUUAA